Molecule: messenger RNA, 6477 nt
Organism: Pantherophis guttatus
Lineage: Eukaryota; Metazoa; Chordata; Lepidosauria; Squamata; Colubridae
Gene: PRIMA1
Product: proline rich membrane anchor 1
Source: RefSeq, a predicted model, not a curated record
UUGGGCAGGCAGGAGAGACGGGAAACCUCCGGCUUCGCUCGCAGGCUCUUCCCACUCUUCCUCCGCCCUCCCGCAUGUGGCAAGGGCCUCUGCUCCUCUCCAAGACGAGGGGGGUCCUCCUCUCCUCUUCAGCUCCUUCUCUCCGGCCGCUGCUUCCAGGCGUUGCCGGAUGACGGACAGCUGAGGAUCCGAGGCGGCGGGAGCUCUGCUACUUCCUACUACUUACUUACGCGGGGAAAGCGAUCCGGAGCGCUUCUUCACUCUUUUCCUUUCCUUCUUUCUUUCCGCGGUUGGAGAGGAGUUGAUUUUCCCCUCCCCUCCCCCAUUUCUCUGUAGUCGUUGCAAAGAGAAAGGAAAAAAAAAACCCAAACAAAAACAGCGAAUCUAGAGGCGUCGGGAGUGGGAUCUCGCGCGUGGCCCUGCCUCCAGGAACCGGGGGUGGGGGUGGGGGUGGUUAGGGGCUCGUUCGGUUGAGCCUUCGGAUUCCUCCAGCUUUUCUGCCCCCCUCGUCGUCGCACACGUACGAGAAGGCUGGCUUUCCAUCAAUAUCACAGCCACGCGCUUCGUGGAAGUGAGGGGGGGGGAUCCUCCUCUCUUCCGAGAAGGGGGGAAAAAAAAAGAGUUUCCCCCCCUCCCCCCUCUGUGAGCGGACUGUGGUCGGCGCUAGGUGGUGGUGGAGCAGCAAAAGGAGAACUUCGGGCGGAUCUGCCGUGUGGAAAAGAUCGGCUUUCCUUGCAAAACUUUGUUUUAAGAGCUGCCUCUCCCUCGCCUUCCGCCGAUCGCAGUUUCUGCUCCACUGUGUAAAAGGAAGCGCAGCUACGGCAUCCUCCUCUCGAGACGCGGCCCAUUCCGCCCUCCAGGAUACCCAGAUUGUGAGAAGGCGCUCCCAUUUCCUCCAGUCGUGAUGCUAAUCCGAAAAGUCUUGCUCUUCCUUCAGUGCUGCUGGCCUUCUUUGCUGCUUCACUGGAUGCUCCAUCCUAUGUGGGGCUUCAUUCAGAUUACUCAGGGCGAACUCCAGAAGUCAUGCGCUAAGCCUCUAGUAGAGAAAGCUACAGAUAAUUGCCAGCAUAUCUGCCAAUGCAGACCACCUCCAUUACCACCACCGCCACCUCCACCUCCACCACCAAGGUUGCUUGGGGUUUCACCUCCCACCGUUCCUAUUUGCCCCGCUGCAGCACCCUGGCCAAGUCCAGCUAUAAUCAUUGCCGCAUGCUGUGCCAUACCGGUGUUCCUCUUUCUAGUUUUCAUCAUUUGCUACAAAGCCAUAAAAAGGAAACCUAUGAGAACAGAAGAGAAUGGAACAAGUCAAGCUGAAUAUGCAAUGACAUCCUGUCAAAACAACAAGACAGUUGAUGCUAACAAUGCAGUGGCGUAAUUUUCAAAACCACCUCUUGAAUAGUAAACAUUAAAAGCACACAUGGAAUAUGCAAGGUGGGUGAAAUGCAGCAUCGAGAGAAGACUUAUGGCCGAGGACUUCAUUUCAGAAAUAGCGCACGCUUCAGAUAUUCUGAGAAGAAAAGCAGGUGACUCCUCUUUGGCUUGCUGAGUGUCACAAAAAGUGGGAUUAUACCAGGGGCUACUCUGAAAAAGGGAUUCACAGAGGCCUACUCACUGCAUGCUUGUUCUUUUGAAAGCAACAUUGCAGUGCCCCUUCUUCCUUCCUCAUCUUUGAUUGACUGUUUAUUUUUUGAAAAUGCUUCAGCGAUUCUUUGAUGAUUAAGAGAGUGAUCUAUUCAAGACGGUAAAAUACCAUAAUUGGGCUUGCAAAUUCAAGCUUUGCAUUUUUCUGUUUCUCUACAGUCAUUUUAAGACCCACCCUUUAUGAUGAUCAUAUUGUUAAAGUGGAAAAUUUCCAUUCACUGAAAGGGAACAUCCCUUCCUGCCCAGCUGCAUGAUUUCAUGGAAUGUAUCCCCUCCUACACAAUCUGAUGACUAGAUACAGAUGCCACUACUACAGACAUAAAGGAAUUCAGAAUGUCUUACAGCAAUUAGCUUUAUUGAUCGAAAGAAAAGUGUUACCUAGGAUAACAUUUUUAAAGUGUUUUAAAUACGGUUAAUCCAUAGUCCAGAAACAUUUUGGGCCUUAGUGUUUUUAAAAAAUCUAUAUUUGGGUACAUCUAUUAUUAUUUUGCAGUUUUGCACAUGUAUAUCCACCACACUAAUCUGUAGACAAGAUCUCUAGAAUGAUCUAAAAAUGUUUGACUCUGGAGAACAACAAGCUGCAAUGGAAACAACUCCUUAAAGACUUUCCUAUUCGUUGAGUAGCUCCUCCAAAUGAGUGCUAAAUAAAGAAUUUUCUGUUGUAGGGAAAAAGCUGUGAUAGACCAGUCCCCUCUUUAAUAAGGGGCUGCCAAUAGUGCCAAAAUUGCUCUGUGUUGUAUCACUUUGUGAUAAAGUACCAUAAACAGUUUAAAAGCAUAAUCCAACUCUCCAUUGUCACAGUGUCUUGUUAGGCACAGUCACUUUAAUUUGUAAAAAAACGACUGAUGCUAUUACUUGUCCAUACCUUGAUUAAGAACUUAAAAUAUGGUUUCUGUCUUUUCUUUUAUAUGCCUUCAUUUGUCACAGCUGUACCAGAAAAACAAAACAAAAUGAUGUGUCACGAUCUGACUUCUUGUCUUGCUGUCAAGUUUCAGUGAUAUUCUGUCUUUGUAGAUUCAAGCAGUCUAAAAGAAGUUCUGUAGUCUAGAAUCAUGGUAUUGUGUCAAUCCUAAAUCCUAAGAAGCUGGUGUGUUGGCUGAAUGUAGCUAGGAUUGUCUCCAAGUAGAAUUCCAGUGUAUUCCAAUCAGUUUUUCAAAUAAGAAUUGAAAUAAGAACCUCUUAAAAGUGAGGGAUGGGGGACAUCUCUGUAUUGAAUUCUGAUACUCCCUCACUUAGACAAAGUCACUGUAUAAUGCUGUCCCAGUUAAAUAUGAAAAAUGAUGGAUGGAUAAGUGAGUGAGUGAGCGAACGAACGAUCGAUCUAACGAACGAACGAAUGAAUGGAUGAAUGAAUGAAUGAAUGAUUUUAGAGCCUUUGGCCAGUCAACAGUAUACAAUAAUACUUAAAAUCAAUAUAGUUAGUGCUGUUGCAGCAACAAUAACUUGCCUUUAAUAGCAAUAUAAAAUACUUUUGCAACCAUUUUAGUUAUGUCUGAGCUUGCAUCUGCAAGGCAGUAAGUUACAUAAAAUAAAUAACUUAUUCCUAGGAAUCUUAAAAAGUAAUGGUUGUAUUUGUUCUUUAUAUACCAGUAGAGGAUACAGUACAAAAAAGCAUAUUCCCAAGGAGUAAGGGUUGCCAGGGUGUCAUUGGUUCCUUAUAAAUCUCAUUUUUAGGAUGGAUAAGGAAAAUUCAUUUAAACAGGACGGUGAAAGAAAUCCUAAACAUACCUGUUCGAUAUGAUGUGAUCAAAAUACCUUUUAUAUGAUUUCCUGGACCAGGAAAAGAUUAGUACCUUCGUUUUAGAAUACUUUACAGUUGAUUUGUUAUUACUGUAAUAUUGCUAGAAGGCUGUCAGACAUAGUUACUUCUGACAAAGCAAAAUCGGUGAUAUCAACAUAUAAUAAAAAAGGCACAAAUGUAUUUGUCAACAUAGGGCAGCAAAGUCUUCAGUUUCCAAUGACGCUGCCAAGUCAUUCAUAUAAAAAUUGAACAAGAUUGGAGUCAAGACACACCCUUCUCUAGCUCCACCUGUAGAAGGAAAUAUAUUAGUUAAAGUGCCAUUAGGACUAUAUGUAAUCUGCAAAAAAGGAUUUAGAAUAAUUGCCUUCUGGUCAGUUGUGUUUCCCAUAGUAGUCUCCUAGAAAGAGAUGAGAUGAGCAGCACAUAAAUCAGCUAAAUAAUAAAUAAAUAGAAUUGAAAGCUGCUUUAAGCCAAUAAAAACUAUGAAAAGAUUACACAUCGAUCCCCAGAAAUAUUUCUCAAUGGGAUGGUAUAAGACCAUAUGUAAUCUAUUGUAGAGCAACCUUCUCUGAACCCAAUCUGCUCAAUCUCCAAGAUUUUAGGAUCUGCCAGCUAUGACUUUAACUCAUUUAAGAGAUACAUAGCAUAAAGUUUGCCUACUCAGGGCUGUCUUAAUGCCAGGGCCUGCUGGGCAUUUGCCCAUGGGCCCCACGGGCCUAGGGGCCCCAUACUAAUCUCUGUAUGUUAACCUUUCAAUGCACCUUGUAUCAUAUAAAUAUAGCAACAUAUUUAUUGCAUUUUUAAAAUUAAAAUUAAUACUAACAUGCAAAUAUAUGUUUAAUUUUAUCGACCGUUGACAUUUUUAUUCCUGUGAGUAGUUGUCGUAGGGGCCCCACUACACUGCUUUGCCCGGGGACCAUCAUGCUGUUAAGAUGGCCCUGUGCCUACUGUUGAUAACAUGGGUACUAUGGUGGAAUUUUCCCUUUUAUUAUUGAUAAGAGAUUUUUCAAACAAAACAAAAUUAAUAUGGAGUAAUGCCCACCAUUUUGAAUUGAUUUUAAUAAAUUCUGAAGGUAUAGGAUCUGUGGGGAUUGCCCUGCCUUACCUAUUUCAUUUUUUUAAUAGAGUCAAGAAGUGUGCCUGGGGGGCAGGGGAGAGGGAUUGGUAGUGAGAAGUGGACUCAAGGAAAUGAUUGUGUGUUUGUAAAUUGCAAAAAUGUGGCUCUCUCAAGUUCCAGCAGAGAUUUUACAUAAUGGAUUUUUAGAAUACCUUCCCACAGCCUUGGAAAAAAUAGAUUUCUUUGCCUUUACUCCUAGAAAUAUCAAAAACAUUUUUUCCAAGUGGCAUGACUGGGGAAUCUUCUUACUGCCUGCUGUAUAGCUUUUGUCAAUGUUGCAAACUUGUUAUUUCGAAACCUACAUCUUACUGUCAGCCACUGUUUAUUAUUUUUAUUUUUAAUUUGCCUGGGUUAUAUAUAAAAUUUUCUUUACAGUGAGCCAGCAGCAUAUGCAUAAAAAAUAAACAAGAUUAUCAUUAAAAAAAUAAUCUCAGAUACCCGUCAUUGACAUAAGCAUAUUUAGUUUAACCAUAUCUUCAAGAGAAUCAAGGCCACAAGUAUUUCAGAUUCCGUCUUCCUACCUCUUGCAUCAAUUUUGGCUCCUGGAUUGAAUCUUGGUUUUUGGUUCUUUCAAUGUCAUUUUUCUUAGGAUUGUACUCACUUUUUUUUAGGCCUGCAUUUUGGUCAAGAAUAUUCAUCAGUUUCUUUAAAUUUGCCUUGGCAACUCAUGACCACAGUGCCCCUUCUUACAAACUUUUUUUUUUUUUUUUACCAUUGUCAUUACAUGAAUCGUGGUUAUUAAGCAAAUCUGGCUUCCCCAUUGACCUUGCUUGUUGGCAGCUGACUGAGAAGGUCACAAAUGGUAGUCAUGUGACCCCCCCAAAUACAUGCCAGUUGCCAAGUACCCAAAUUUUGAUCCUAUGACCACAGAGACGCUGCAAAGAAAAUGCAAGGACUGGUUGUAAGUCACUUUUUUUCACCACCAUUGUGAUUUCCAAUGGUUGCUAAAUGACUGGUGUUAAUUUGAGGACUACUUGUGCAAAUAGUCGCAUUUAUUAAUUUAAGAAAAUAUGUAAAGUAAUAGGAUAUAUAUAUAAAGUAAACCUCUCAGUGCAGUACUAAAAUAUGUUUUAAUUACCACAUAGUUUUAUGCAGAAAAACAUUAAAAAAAAUGAAAAAUAAACUAGAAAUGAACAAAAUACUAAAACAUUGAGUUUUAAAUUGUGCAGCUAUUUAGAUAUUGGAGUGCUCAAUUAUUAGUGGUAAAACUGAGAAUAGAAUAGCAUGGACUGGUAUCAUCUUCCAUUUCUGGGCUUCAUAUUUGCUGAUUGAUUCAGCAUUUCUAUAGCUAUUUCGGUUACAUUUGUUAACAAGGCUCUCCAUUCUGUCAAGAAGGACUUUAUUAGUGGAAUUUCAGAAUCCCCUGCUCGCUCAAGGAAGUUCACCGGUUGCAGAUGAGAGAUCAGCAACAAGCCUGAUUUUCAUUCCUGCUAUUCAUCUGGAUGAGCAGGGUCACUAACAGAUUUUGAAGGCUCGUUCCCUUGUUCUCCACCCACUACACUAACUUGGAGUUGAUAGGCAUUUAAGAAGAGAAGUCCGUAACCUUUAGCUAGUUUAUACCACAGUUAAUUGUGCAAGAAAUUUUCCUUUCUUCGGGGUCUUCAAGGACUGGUAUCAAACCAGACCCUAUUAAAUUGCAGGUAGAUCCAUGAGAAGUAGAAGUACAAAGGGAGAAAGCAGAUGCCAGAAAGCAAUAAAAGAUCUGCACUUGGAUAGAAGUAUUUCUUUUAAAGACAAUCAGUGUUCACAUAGGCAAUUCUUGCUUAUGUUAAAGAUAAUACUAGAGGAAUAAUAAACUUGCUUGCCAGUUUGAUGUCCCUUCUUUCCUCCUAAUUAAUCUAUUGUGUGAAUUGCAUAACUAUCACUUUUAGAGGUUUCUCUGUAGCUUAGCUGUUAGCUAUUCUCCAGACCUCAGUAAAACAGCCGUAUAAUGGACCUCCACCUAUUUUAUUAAAAUGGCCAUGAAAAAAAAAAAAAC